CUUCUUUUUGAUCAUGUCUUAUUAUGGUAGACUUGAAAAAACCUUACUCUUUUCUGAUGGGAAAGGAAAAACAAGGAAGAUACUACCAAUCAAUAUCUCAAGCAUUGUGGAGUUGGUUCUGCAAGCAUUGGGAAAUAUUGAAGUUGGGGAAAGCCUUCCCUGAGCUCUCGAGCAUCAAGUCUUUGUUUCGGCUGAGGAAAAAGGUGAGAAACCUCACGCCUAAGUAUUACUCUGUUUUCACUUUUUUCUUCCUCUACGGUUCAUGCAACUAUGUUAUACAAUUACCUUGCGGUGCCGAGUUAUCAAUGGGAAGGUCUGAUCUGGACUUUGACCGUCGGAAGAAACACAUAAGCUCUCGAAUGUUUUAUGCAGACGAAACCGGGCGUAUGCACUCUCUCGAUUUGUCAACUCUCUUCAAUGACACCACUGAAACUGUGCCAUUGGGUCCAAAGACCAUCGCCGCAGUAAGAGCAGGUGAUGAAACUUACCUGAGAGAUAUGAAAAUUGAUGUUAAGCUUGCUCUAAGCUCAGUGAACGAUCAUGGGAAUACAAUGCUUCAUCUUGCUGCCGCCGCGGGUCACACCAGCUUAGUGUGUUAUAUACUCUAUGCAUACCCAGCUCUGCUUAUGAAGUCAAAUUCGAUGGGCGAAGUUGCUCUCCAUGUUGCAGCAGGUGCAGGCCAUCUUGCUGUUGUUGAGGCUCUGGUUAGUUUUAUUAAAGGUAUAUCUUGUAAUAAGCCUGGUGUUGCCAAAAAGAUAUACUUUGCCAAGGACAGACACCAAGACAAUGCUUUACAUGUUGCCUUAAAAAGAAAACAUGUGAAGGUGGCUUCCUGUUUGGUCUGUGCAGAGCAAGGUUUGUCUUUUGUAGCAAACAACGAUGGGUUUUCUCCCUUGUAUUUAGCUGUUGAAGCUGGACAGGUUGAUCUUGCAAAGCAAAUGUGGCAACAUUCAAAUAAUGGAUCAAGUAGCACAUCUACUUUAUCUUCAAAGAUUGGAGGAAGAUCCAUAGUACAUGGGGCGAUGAAGGCUAGGAGAAAAGAUAUCCUUGAGGCUAUACUUAGUGAAGAUGCAGGUCUUAUUAACUUUAGAGAUGAAGGAAGGACUUGUUUUUCUUUUGGAGCAUCCUUAGGGUAUUAUGAAGGGUUUUGCUAUCUGUUAGACAAAGCUCUAGACAGUGUUUAUGUCAGCGAUGAUGAUGGGUCCUUUCCAAUUCAUAUGGCCGUGAAGUAUGGUCAUGUCAAAAUUCUCAAGGCAAUUCUUAAACGUUGUCCAGACGCACUUGAGUUGCUCGACAGAGACAAUCAAAAUGUUCUUCAUGUCGCAGCAAAGAAUGGAAAACUCGAAGUCCUCAAGUUUAUCCUAAGAUGUUGUAAGGAUAAAAUCAAGGAAAAGUUGAUUAAUGAAGAAGAUGCGAAUGGUAACACACCAUUGCAUUUGGCCACCAAAAACUGGCACCCUAAAGUUGUAAGUAUGCUCACUUGGGACAAUAGAGUUGACCUGAAAACGCUGAACCAUAACGGUCUCACAGCUCUAGAUGUCGCCGAGGAAAACAUGGAUUCCAGCUACACCUUUUUUGAGAGGUUGACUUGGAUGGCUUUGAUAUCUGCUAGGUGCACCAAGAGGUCCCAAAUUGAUAAUAUCAACUCCAGGUUUACACUACCAGGGGGUUACAAUGGUUCUGUUCCCAACUUGGGAAUGGCAACAUUGGCCAAUAAAACAGCGUUCCAAGUGUUUCUGGUAUUCGACACCUUGGCGAUGUACUGUUCUAUCAUAACAAUAGUUGCUCUCAUUUGGGCGCAACUGGGCGAUCUUUCUCUCAUAAUGAAAGCCUUCAACCUUGCGUUGCCACUUCUCGGACUUGCGCUUACAUCCAUGUCGAUAGCUUUUAUGGCUGGCACGUAUGCUGCAGUAAGCCACCUCCCAUUGCUUGCCUAUUUGAUAUUGGGCAUCGGCUUGAUCUUCCUCUUGGUUUUACUGCUGAUCAUUAUUCCAUAUGUGUCCCCACAUUCUUCUACCCAACCCUUUCUUAGACACAUCUUUUACUGCCCCUAUUUCCUUAUGCUUUUGGCCGCUGGUGACAACAGAAACAAGUACUGAAAGUAUCCGAGGGUUUUUGAAUGGAUUUUGUCUGAAGUUCAUCUAGAUACCAUUGAGACGCGUGUGUCUCAUGACCAACAGAGAAGAAGGUAUUUCCCCAUUGAAUCUGAUAAACAAUAGCACAUGCAUUCGACAUUUAAGCUGUUUCCCUCGGUUUGGAGAAAGCAUUGAAUAUGUGCCAGAGUUCCUUACCAAUCUUAGAAUUUCGGAUCUUUUCAAUCUCCCUGGUGAAUGUCUUAUAAUGAACCAAUGUACUUCGUUUCUUGCGAAUAAAGAUGGAAUAUCUUC
Arabidopsis arenosa is the source of this 2387-nucleotide messenger RNA. Lineage: Eukaryota; Viridiplantae; Streptophyta; Magnoliopsida; Brassicales; Brassicaceae. The record is from the annotation of a GenBank genome assembly.